Messenger RNA from Alternaria conjuncta, 1914 nucleotides. RefSeq lists its product as uncharacterized. Lineage: Eukaryota; Fungi; Ascomycota; Dothideomycetes; Pleosporales; Pleosporaceae. The transcript has 5 exons. The record is from RefSeq and is a predicted model, not a curated record. The coding region runs from base 1 to 1914 and encodes 637 amino acids.
AUGCAGGCGGCUCAGGCUGCAUCUGGCUAUCCUCCGCCCGGUGGACAAGGCGGCUACGUAAGUCUUCAAGUGAAGGGUGAUGUUGGCAAUGAUUCACUAAUGCAACGUAGCCUGGACAGCCACAGUAUCAAGCGUAUCCAGGUGCCCAAGGUGCCGGUGCUCCCGGGCUAUACUGCCUAUCAGCCCAACGCCGGGCAGGCGCCAAAUCCUUAUGCGCAACAACAACAGCCUGGUCCUCCUAUGCCUCCGCGUCCUGGUUCGUAUGCGCCGCCGCAGUCGCCUUUUGCGCAACCGGCAGCUCCCACCCAAUAUGGCGCAUCUUCACCAUAUCCACAAGGGCAGUCAGGGUAUAGCAGACCCCCGCCACCACCGCCAGGACAACAGCCUUCAUCUCCGUAUUCUCAAUCGACAUUCCCACAGUCCCCACAACCAGGUCAAGCGCCCCCCGCGCAAUGGAAUCAGCCACAGGUCCCGCCGCCGUAUGGACAGCAACCACCACAACAGCCUUACCAGCAGCAAAGCCAAUGGGGCCAACCACAGCAACCCGCUUACGGACAGGCGCCGCAGCAAUAUGGCCAACCUUACGGCCAGCAGCCCGCUUUCCAACCGAAUGGUGGACCACCAGGACAGCCUCCGCAGGGCCAGUAUGGCGCACCUCCACCACAAGGAGGAUAUGGCGGCGGCCCGCCCCCUCCCCAACAGGUUCAGGCCGGACCAGCUGAGAUCGCGGGCUACAAGCAGCUUCUGCAAGCCUGCAUCCAAGAGAAGGGCCUCCAGAACUUCCCAAUCUGCCAACAUAUUGACCAGAUUGCUCAACAAGCGCCCGCGAAGAUCAAUCAAGUCAUCUCGCGCUGGAAGAUCCAGAAGGAGAUUGCCAAUGACAUUGUAAAGCUAGCGCUUUACGACAUCGUGCUAUACAUCGAUGACAGUGGAUCCAUGCAGUUCGAAGAGGAAGGUAGCCGUAUCACAGAUUUGCGCCUUAUUUUGGACCGAGUCUCGUUCGCUGCAACUCUCUUUGACAACGAUGGCAUCUCUGUCCGCUGCAUGAACACCGAUCUUUCGGGAGCUCGCAACCAACAGGGUCGACCUCUUCAAGAUGGCGUCGCGACUGAGGCUCAGGUCGCAGAGAUCAUGCGUGGCGUCAACUUCAAGGGCCUCACACCCAUGGGUACCUCUAUGGACAAGAAAGUCAUCCAGGAGAUAGUACUCCCAAAGGCACGCUCAGGACAGAUGCAAAAGCCAGUAUUGGUCAUUGCCAUCACCGAUGGGCAGCCAGCGGGAGAGCCUUCCGGCGAGAUCUUUAAGGUCAUCAAGGAGACUUACAGACAGCUCCAGUCGACGCCCUACGGCCGUGGUGCUGUCGCUUUCGAGUUUGCUCAGGUAGGAAACGAUGUGACCGCAAGGAAAUUCCUCAGUCAACUCGAUGAGGAACCCGAGGUUGGCCCUAUGGUUGACUGCACGUCCAACUUCGAAAACGAACAGGAAGAGAUGAUGCGCGCAAACCCUCCUGUCGAUCUUACACCCGAUCUUUGGAUCAUCAAGCUUCUUCUCGGUGCCAUUGAUCGAAGCUACGACUCGAAGGACGAGAAGAGCAACCCUGCACCUGGCGGCUACGGCGCACCACCUGGCCAGUAUGGCGCACCUCCUCCAGGUUACGGCCAACAGCCACCCCAGGGCUAUGGCCAACAGCCGCCGCAAGGCUAUGGACAGCAGCCACCCCAGGGUUACGGUGCUCCCCCUGGUCAGCAUCCGCCCCAAGGAUACGGUGCUCCACCCGGCGCACCUCCACAAGGCUACGGUCAACAAGCACCUCCACCAGGUCAGUAUGGCCAGCAGCGACCGCCCCAAGGAGGCCCCGGCGGUUACCCAGGUCAGCAGCAGUAUGGCCAACCCCCACCCGGCGGCAGAUACUAG